AUGUCUGUGAAAGUGUUUGAAGCCAGGGAACACUGCAAAGCUGCGGAGAAAUUCCUGAAGACUACCCUUCUCCGUUGGAAGCCGGACUACGAUUCGGCAGCUGAUGAAUACAGCCAAGCAGCCCAGUGCUAUCGUAUUGCUCGAGAUGCUGCCAACUCCAAGGAUUGUCACCUGAAAGCAUCGGAGUGCUACAAGAAGAACAACGCUUUCUUCCACGCAGCUAAGGCCCUGGAAAACGCUAUCCUCGUCUGCAAGGAUACCGCAACUCCUCAGGAGGUGCAUAGAUUGGCGUUGGAGUCAGGAGAGCUGUACCAACAGCACGGUUCGGGCGACAGUGCUGCUUCCAUACUCGGGAAGUCAGCUAAAAUUAUCGAAGAAGCGUCUCCUGAACUAGCAGUAGAGCUGUUCCAAAUGGCCGCUGACGCCUCUGCUACGGAGAGUAGUCAGCACCAGGGUUCCGAGUACAUCAGCAAAGCAUCCCGCCUCCUCGUCAAACUACAACGCUAUGAUCAGGCUGUGGACAGUCUGCGGCGGGAGAUCGGCUUUCACCAAGAGGCAGGAAAUAUGGGGGCUAUCGGAAGACUCACCGUUGCUAUUGUCCUUGUCCAACUCGCCAGGGGAGAUGCUGUCGCUGCCGAAAAGGCUUACAAGGAAUGGGGCAGCAACUGCGAGGUGGCUGAGAUGCAGACAUUGGAACAAAUACUCCAGGCCUAUGAUGAAGAGGACAGAGAGUCAGCGAAGCGUGCGCUGGCCAGUCCUUUCAUCCGCAACAUGGACGUGGAGUACGCUAGGUUGGCGGCCAUGGUUCCAUUGCCAGAAGCCAUGGAGCCGGCCCCCAGAGCCACCGUCGUUGAGAAUGCCGCCCCGUCUUAUGUUAGCCCCAACGCACACUCCACUACAACUGCGGACAUAUGCCCAAAAGUUGAGGAGUCGCCAUACGCCCCGGUGACAUACGCUCCUAAGAAGCCAGCUGAAGAUGAAGACGGUCUUUGCUAA
Messenger RNA from Spodoptera littoralis (African cotton leafworm), 996 nucleotides. NCBI's taxonomy places the organism in Eukaryota, Metazoa, Arthropoda, Insecta, Lepidoptera, Noctuidae. The record is from the annotation of a GenBank genome assembly.